This is a messenger RNA of Mytilus trossulus (common blue mussel), 1826 nucleotides long. RefSeq lists its product as uncharacterized. The record is from RefSeq and is a predicted model, not a curated record. Bases 328 to 1128 code for a protein of 266 amino acids. Lineage: Eukaryota; Metazoa; Mollusca; Bivalvia; Mytilida; Mytilidae. The transcript has 4 exons.
AAUAUAAUACCUGUAAAUUCAUUUAUACACGUUUGUAUUUUAAAAUUUAAGGACACUGUCACAUUCGUUCAGUCAAUUUGAUAAAAUAAUGUAAAUAACUGAAAAUAUCCAUGAUUUUUGUUAUGGAUUGUUGUGACUCGCGACCCCAUUGUACAAUAUGCAUGAUAACAUGACAGCAUAGCAUUUACACAUUUAUUAUUAUAGCAUUUGGAAGGAGGAUGUUUACAUUUGUAUUUUGUGGUUCAAGAUUUAUAAAAGCUGAGAGCCAACCAAAAUAAAAUCUAUACCCAGAAUAUACUAACAAAAGAAUGAACAGUUUGGCAUAAAAUGGUGGGAAAUAUUUUUGUAGGUCCCAUAGCCAUUGUGUUGAUCGUGGUUGCCUGUGUUGUAAUUACAAUUGCGUUUUGUGUUAUAUUCUGUAAGAAACAUAACGAGAGCGACUUCCGUCAUUGGACAGAAUGGUAUUGCUGUAGCUGUUUCGCAAAAUGUUUCGACAAAGAGGACUAUUGUUGUGAUCGUCUGUUUGGAAAAAGAACAAGUCCGUCGUCUGCGUCCUCUGUGGCAGAUGGCAUAAUUGACGAAUCUAUGUUUAAUGAAAUUCGAGGUGACACAGAGAAGUAUGCAUUAACUAAGAACGAAUCAUCACAUGUAUUACAUACGGUACAUUUCGCAAUCACCGAAACAGACAGUCAACUUUCAUUUCAAGAUUGUUCGGCACUGGGGGUAAAUUUAACAUCUAACACCAGUACGAAUUCAAGUUUUAAUUUAGAAGCAUCAAGUUGUCAAGAUUCAGGGCUUGAAAUAACUAUUGAAAAUACAAAUCAAGAAACUGAAAGCCUACCGCUCAAUGGAGCAGAAUCGGACACUUCUGUAAUACAGACAGAACCGCCAGCUUCAAACACAGGAAGUCAAACAUGUAACCAUAACGAGACAAUACCAGUCGCAGAUAUAGCCUCCAUUAUCAGAGAACAAAAUCUUUUAAACGAAGGUGAAAAUAAAAUGAUUGAUUCUAACGUGAUACAACCGCCAAGCUAUGCAGAGGUCACAUUUGCAACAUUGGAUUUCUCAGUACAAACACCCCCGUCAGCGCCCCCUCUGGAAGAAAUGAAGCCUUGGAAUACAACAUAACUUGGCGAAGUUCGCAGCAGGAUUACAUUGUCUGUCUCUCCGAAAGUUAACGCUUCUGCUUUGUGUUAUUGAAUUGCAUUGCAUUUUGAUAUAAGAUGACACAAUUAUAAGAUUCAGCAUUAUAAAGUGUACAUAUCUCAGGUGUUUUUGACACAAGGCACGCUUAAAACUUUCACGAGAUGUAAAGGGUGUUCACCUCAAUAGAACAAUUAUUUAUACAUGUAAGGUUUCUAGAUUUAAUUUACUAGCAACCGCUAAAGCUUGAUUACUUUCCAUGAUCUACGGAAUAACCAUUUGGAAGUGGUAUAAGAGGCAAGUUGUUGGUUUUAUCAGUCGUAAUAGAGCUUUCUUACAAAUUGACGAAAGGUACGAACGAACGCAAAGGGAGCACGUAUGUCAUUUCUACAAUAACAGUUAAAAGAGUCUUUGUUUUAUUCACUAAAACAGCAUACUUUUCUAAAUCAAGUUUUGAAAAAAAAAAAAAAAUAUCGCAAAAAAUACACGAUUUUAAUAUAAUCAAACAAAAAUAGUGUCCAAUACACUUACGUCCGAUACGUUAAUUACGUAAACCACGAGUACACACAUUUCCGCGGGAAUUUUUUACGCACGAGUUUCACGAUUAACAUUUCAAUGACAUUAUUGCAGUACGUUAGUCUGAAUUUAACGACAAGAUUCACAUUUAUUUUCAUUUGUUACAG